Messenger RNA from Silurus meridionalis, 1282 nucleotides. Its product is annotated as C-type lectin domain family 1 member B. Gene Ontology annotation, molecular function: pattern recognition receptor activity; (1->3)-beta-D-glucan binding. The record is from RefSeq and is a predicted model, not a curated record. Gene Ontology annotation, cellular component: cell surface. The transcript has 9 exons. The coding region runs from base 61 to 981 and encodes 306 amino acids. Lineage: Eukaryota; Metazoa; Chordata; Actinopteri; Siluriformes; Siluridae. Gene Ontology annotation, biological process: detection of fungus; positive regulation of phagocytosis; cellular response to molecule of fungal origin.
CUAAUAUAACCUGAGUAGUAAUCAAGUGCAAGUUCUGUUCAUCUGGAUCCACUGGUAAAAAUGGAGAAUGAUGUGUGCUAUUCUACACUGAAGUUCAGUACAUCUUGCCCUGUAGUACCUAAAGAUGCAGGAGUGUCUGAAAAUGUGGUGUACUCAGAAAUCAAGUUGACAAGAGAGACAACAAAAAGCAAUCCUGCAAUGGCUGAGGAAGUGCGUUCACACAGAUGUACAUCAUACAGACAGGCCACGACUGCUCUGGGGUUAUUGAGUGUUCUUUUAUUAGCAGGUUUAACCGCUAUGUGUGUCCUAAACAUCAAAGAAGUUUCAAAAUACACCUCCCUUUUGACUCUUUACACCAAUGAGAGCAUGGCACACAGGAUAUUGCUCUCUGAAAAAGCAGUCCUUGAGACAGAGAAAGGGGAAUUGCUUGUUCAGAGAGAUCAGUUUAAAAACUCACUGCAGCAGCUCAUCACUGGAUCAUUUCCAGUUGGAAAAUAUUGUACAUUAACAAAUGAAGUCUGGGGAAGAACCACAUAUGGCUGGAAAAGCUCAGAAGUUUACUGUAGUGCCUGUAUGAAGUACUGGUAUCAGAAUGGUUCCAGCUGUUACUUGUUCAAAACUCAAUCACGGCUGUCCUGGAGAAAGAGCCAAGAGUAUUGUUCGGAAAUGGGAGGAUAUCUAGUGGUCAUAGACUCUCAAGAGGAACAGGAAUAUAUUAGCCAACAUAUAAAUUAUCAUUAUGACACCUACCAUUGGUACUGGAUUGGACUCGCAAAAAAGAACAACACGUGGAUCUGGAGCACUGGUGCUAAAGUCCAGGGCAAUGGUUCCUGGACCAAGCCACCUGGAAAUUCACAAGCUGGUUGUGUAUUAUCAAAUCCUAAUAAGGAUAAUCUGAACAACUGGGAGGUGAACGAUUGUUCCAUGCUCAAUAGGUAUAUCUGUGAGAUGAAAGCGAUGGUAUGGCCGAGUCAGAUGUAGACCAUGACACAACUCCAGUAUUUUAUUUUAUUUUUAUAUCUGCUGAAUCUGUAGUGUGUGAGAAGAAUUUAAAAUGUCUUCACUCAUGUACAAUUCAAAUGCUGCUGUUAAACUCUGUUAGUAAAUUAAUGAAUACAUCUCUUUAGUGGCGCAGCAGGAAAGUGGUCACCCAGUCAUCAGGAGUGUGAGUUUCAAUCAUAUGCCACCUUAUAAUAAUAAUAUCUGUCUCCAGAGGUGGGAAGUAACAAAUACUUCGUUAGUGUACUUAAGUAGAUUUUUCUGGUAUCAGUACUUUACUCUA